AUGGCGUACCAACCCAGGGCCCGGAAGAGGAUCCGUGCCCUCUGCCGUGGCCCCGACGGCAGUGCCUUCCGGAGAUGCGAAAGUUGCGGGCUUUCUGUGCCGAUUGCUUUGAUUGAUAUGCAUGUGUGUGAAAUCGAGAAAAAUGCGAGGAAGAAAGCUAAAAGCAGCUGUGUGAGUGAGAAAGUUGAGGAGCAGAGGUUUGAGGACCAGCCCAGAUCGGCUUUUCGAUUUUUCAUGGAAGAACUUAUGAAGACAUGCAAAGGUGAAAGCCGAUUUGAGAUAGAAAAGAAAGGAUUUGUGGAUUGGAAAACCAUGUCAAAAGAGGAAAGGUUACCUUUUUGUCUUAAAGCAGAUAAAGUAAACUCGGCUUAUGAGAGGCUGCUGCAAAAGGAGGAAGAUGAGAUUCAAUUGGUGGAUGAUGGAGCAGAUUCAGCUGAAGUUGGCAAAUAUGACGAGGAUUAUGUGAACCAUGAAUUUUAUUCUGAUUCUGAAGGCUCUGAUGAGCUUCAAUUUUCUCAUUCCGGUACUCACUGGAGCUUCUGCUCUGAAGAUUCGUUUGUCGGUUUCGAGCAUUGCUUUGAUCGAACAUGA
Messenger RNA from Striga hermonthica, 591 nucleotides. The record is from the annotation of a GenBank genome assembly. NCBI's taxonomy places the organism in Eukaryota, Viridiplantae, Streptophyta, Magnoliopsida, Lamiales, Orobanchaceae.